AUGACGAAGCGUCGGCCGUCAAACAAAAAACCGACGGGGGCUAACAAGUCCCUCGGUAAUUCGCUCAUGAAUGAGCGGAUCAAAGUUCGACAGGCACAUCAACGUUCAAAAUAUGAUGCAGAGCAGAUAGAGAACCCUGCUUUCAUGGAUGUUGAGACUCAUAAAUAUAUUGAUUCCAUCACUGAAGAAACAAGUUUGGAAGAAUUUCUAGCAAAAGCUCAGUUGGCCGGCACAGAAUUUACAGCUGAGCGAGAACAGUUUCGCGUUAUCGAGAAAGAAACACCAGUGGUAGUGCCUUCUCGCAUUGACUAUGAGAACAACCUUGAGCUUCAGCGACAGCUUGAACACAGGCUGAAAAUUCCCAGAAGACCUGCACGAGAUUUGUACAACACGGCUGAGGAACUGACAAGACUAGAAAACGAGAGUUUUCUGAAAUGGAGGUCAGAUCUGGCUGAGCUGCAAGAGAAUGACGGUCUGGCGCUCACACCAUUUGAAAGGAAUCCUGAUAUGUGGAGAGAACUUUGGAGGGUUGUGGAACGGAGCGAUGUUGUCGUGCAGUUCGCGGUAGUUCAACUUCGAGUACAACUUCGGUUAUCCACAUUCGUCAAAGUAACGCGCACUGCGCUG
Cooperia oncophora is the source of this 627-nucleotide messenger RNA. NCBI's taxonomy places the organism in Eukaryota, Metazoa, Nematoda, Chromadorea, Rhabditida, Trichostrongylidae. The record is from the annotation of a GenBank genome assembly.